AGAAGGAGCGAAGCCAGCUCCAUCCGCGUUACAUGGCCCGAGUGAACGAAGCGAGUGCGUUUAAGACGUACAUAUACAAGCGUGUAUUGUAGCGAUCGAGUUUGACGAAUUAUACCACCGUUAUAAUUUGUUCCGUUAACGCGCGUUACGUGACAUGAGUCGAAGUUGUUCGAUCGCGAGAAAGAUAGAGAAAACCGCGCCUCGCUUUUAACGGAAAAUUUAUUCGACGUUUGUAAUUCCAUUAACGAGGUACGAGCGGUGAUAUAUAAUACAGUGAUGUGAAGGAAGCAACUACGCGCCCUAAUAUAAGUGAAAUAAAAGAAAGAAAAGUAAUAAGAAGAGUCGAAAGAGAAAAUAAUAGUGUGUCGUGUGCGCGAUAAAAAAUCGAGUUAACACGUCUUAUUAUUCGCCAGAAAGGAAAGCAACGGUUCAAUUGGUUUCGUAGAGCGAUUGUUUUUCUUUUUUUUUUGCAAGUGGGGUUCACGCGAAAGUUCGAAAACGCAUUGGCCAGUCAACCUGUUCGUCGGUGUACCGACAAGAAAACGGGAGGCAUUCAUAAUCAACAGUGUGAUUAUGCUUGGCAAAUAUGCGUUGGAAUGUAUCGCCCGCGCGUUGUGCCCGGUGUGCUUGGUGUGACGUGUGAUUAGCCGCCUUUCUUUAUACACGCGAUCCAGUGGUAUACGAUGUGGUGUUCGGCGACGAUCCUGAUCCUUGUAGCCGUUGCCAUCAGUGGUGUCCACUAUCGAGGCUGCUCCUCUUCUUCUUCGUGGUCGUCGUUGUCAUCGGCCUGCGUCGCGACGCAAAAAUUUGAUCGCGCGAGCUUCGUUGCCACCCUCUUCUGUCCGCCGAUCGUUCCACGGCGCUGUCCUGACGACAUCGUUCGUCGUGCUUGGGGUCACCACCUUCCGGCUAGUGACUAGUGAUAAUCUGUUUGUUGCCAGUGAUUAAAUUGGGAGUGUCCAAGUGGGAAGGAAAAAGUCUCCUUCUUUCGCUGUGGAAUACAUACGUAACGGUUCCUUCGUCUACUUAUCCGCGUGUGUGCCCGCAAGCUCUACGAGGAAAGUUUCCCCCCUCGUGGAACAUAAUAGGAAAUAAUCAAUUUCUGUGUUGUAACGAAUCUAUUAUUUACUUAGCAUUGAUUUCACGGGAGAUCGAUUGAGCCAAUCAAUCCAAGAGAAUCCGGCAAAGAGAAAAGAGUUAAAAUUUUCCUUUAGCCGAUCCGCGCUCUUGGCGGUAUUGCGAUAUCGGUGGUGUUGGUGAGUGUGCCGUGAUUAGCGUCGGGCGAGGUUGUGUGUCGUUGUACAGUGCCGCCAAACGAUACCACAACAUCCGAUCCCAAAUGAAGAGUUCGGAGCAAAAUGGUUAGAGAGACACGUCAUCUGUGGGUUGGAAAUCUGCCGGAAAACAUCCGAGAGGAUCGCAUACGAGAGCAUUUCAAACGGUAUGGACGCGUGCAGAGCGUCAAGCUGCUGCCACGGGGCGAAGAGUGCCCCGUGGACGGAGGUUCCGGUGGUUCCCUCGGCGAAGGGAACGAGGGUGGUUCCGGUACCAAUUCUGGCAGCGGCGGCAGUGGCGGGGGCAGCGGUUCCUCAGGCAGCACCGGGGGUGCAUCCGCGACGGUGGCGUUCAUGGAUAUCAAGUCCGCAGCGAAGGCCCACGCGACCGAGCACACCUUGGACGAGCGAGCCCUUACCACACAAUACUACGAACCACAACACCUACAGCAUAGGUUUCCCUCACACGGAAGUUCGGAGGAUCAUGUAUCGAGCGGAGGAAGCAGUGGAGGAGUUGGCGGAGUCGGAAGUGUUGGUGUCGGUGGCUCCGGGAUCGUCAGCGGUAGCGUUGUCAGCGGAGUCAGCGGCAGCAGCGGCAGCGUUGGUAGCAGCGGCAGCGGCGUCGGAUCCGCUAGCGGAGGAAGCGGCGUCGGUAGCGGAAUCGGCGUCGGCAGCGGCGGCGUCGGUAGCGUUGGCGGCAGUGGCAGUGGCAGUGGCGGCAUUAACGACAGAGAGAGGGACCGAGAGAGGGAGAGGGAGAGGGACCGUGACCGGGACCGCGAUCGGGAUCGAGACCGGGAGAGAGAGAGGGACAGGGAGAGGGAGAGGGAGCGCGAGAGAGACAGGGACCGUGACCGAGAGAGAGUCAGCGAGGGUUUCGAGUCACGCGGCUCCCAUGGCAGUUUCUACAGCAGUGAGCGAAGCGGCCGAGGGGUUGUUUCCGGGAGUAGCGUCGGUGGUGUCAGCGGCGGCGGCGGUGGUAGCGUCGUUGUCGGUGGCCAUCCGGCAGACACUUCCCCCGGUGAUCCUGUCGGUUAUAUUCCCCGAGGCCGUCCACCUCCGGCUAGCUCUUACCACGUGACAUCGACCAGGGCGAGGGAUCGGCUGUACACUAGAACCGGCUCGUACGUCUCCGGGCCGCCGCCCCCGCCCCACCUAGAUCGUCAUCGCGGUGGCCUGCCGCCGUCCUCGUGGUCGGCAUACGAGUCGACGACCUCGAGGUACGGAAAUGCGCCGCCUCCACCCUCACCUGCCAACAACGACGCUUACCAGGACGAGCAAGGCGGUGGCGGAGGUGGCGGCAGCGGUAGCAGCGGCGCGCUACGACAGCACAAAAAACAGCGCAGAAAAUCGCGAAGCGGAAGUAGCUCGCCGAGUGGUAGUAGCCGUUCCGGCAGCAGCAGUAGCAGCCGAAGCGGUAGUUCCGCCGGCAGCACUUCCGGGGCCAGCACGUCACCCGGCAGCUCACCGCACCGGACCGGAAAUGCCGCUGUCACCGAGGACCGCAGGCCGCUUGCUAUCUGCGUGCGUAAUCUCCCGGCACGUAGCAGCGACACAUCCCUCAAGGACGGUCUCUUCCAUGAGUACAAAAAGCACGGGAAAGUGACCUGGGUAAAGGUCGUCGGGGCGGCCGGCGAUCGGUACGCUCUGGUCUGCUUCAAGAAGCCGGAGGACGUGGAAAAAGCGCUUGAGGUAUCGCACGACAAGCUGUUCUUCGGCUGCAAGAUCGAGGUCGCCCCGUACCAAGGCUACGAUGUCGAAGACAACGAGUUCAGACCGUACGAGGCGGAGCUCGACGAAUAUCAUCCAAAGGCAACCCGAACGCUGUUCAUCGGCAACCUUGAAAAGGACGUCACGCAGUCCGAGCUUAGAAAGCAUUUCGAGCCCUUCGGCGAGAUAAUAGAGAUAGAUAUUAAGAAACAAGGGGCAGUAUCAUGCUUUGCCUUCUGCCAAUAUUCCGACAUUGGUAGCGUUGUCAAAGCUAUGCGAUCGAUGGACGGCGAACAUCUGGGUGCAAAUCGAAUAAAACUUGGAUUUGGAAAAUCGAUGCCCACGUCCUGCGUAUGGGUCGAUGGCAUUGGAGAUUGUAUGUCGGAAAAGUACCUGAACAUGCAGUUCCACCAGUUCGGACCGAUAAAUCAAGUGGUCGUGGACCGCGAACGCGGGCACGCUUUGGUCUUCUUCGAGCAAGUUAGCUGCGCGCAAGCCGCCGUAAAAGAAAUGAGAGGUGCCGCUCUCCGUGGUCGCCGGCUUCAGGUCGAUUUCGCCUCUAGAGAGUGUCAGGAAGUGUUUUACGAGAACCUUGAACGGCAGGGUAUCGUUGGUGAGAAACCUUGGGACACAAGGCCCUCGCCGGCGACCACUUUCGAUGUCGCGAGGGAGCGCAGCAGUUUCGACUCCGGGGUGACUGUGGCGAAUUCGAGUAGCCGGUUUACCCGGUAUGAGACACCCCCGAGAUCGAGAACGGCGAGUUAUUCCCGCGCGUCUGGAGGCGGAAGCACGCCAGGCGCGAGUCCGGCCCAUCCAACCGCUAUGUCGCGCAGCAGCAGGCGCUCCUAUCAGGACAGCUACUACGAUGGUGACUACACCGACCCUACACCGCGACGCUUUCGCAGUUACGACGAAUUCAGUCAGGGUAGCGGAGCGAGCCAUGACGACUAUCAGAGCAGUGUGUUGGGUGACGGGAAAUUGAACGACGACGACUGCCCACCGCCAUCGCGUAGACAUGCGGUGCAAAGUGUCGUGACCAGUGUGGAUCCACCGGCACCUCCUCCGCCGCUGCUGCCGCCACCAGACAUCAGGCACCUGCAAAAGGAAAGAGUGCAUCUACUGGAACAGCUUGAAGAGUGCCACAGCAGCGGCGACGAGGUUGGCUUCGCGCCGAAAAAACGCGCAAAACUCGAUGGGACGUCCACAAUACUGUGCGAAGACGACGAGCCUGAGAUCGCAUCACUGCUUGUAACCUCGCAUUCCAGUAGGAAAGGCAUGGAUAUCAGGCGAGUCAGCGAUAGUAAGGUGGUCGUGCAUCACAGUACAAGGAGAGGAAGCUGCGAAGCAAGAGGACCGGCUCCUUGCAAACGACGACGCGACGUUACUACCAGACAUCACGAGCAUCACGAUGGAUCACGACCAGGUACACCGCUGGUGGAUGAGAGACCAGAAAACUUGGUGCCUAGCGAACCGAGGCGGUUUCGUGAGAGAAGUCACGAUGGUCCUCUGUCGUUACCUUUGCCGAGGUUCGCGACUCAAAUGCUAAACAACAACAACAACAACAACAACAGCAGCAGCAACAACACUAGUAGCAGCAACCGAUCAAGCAAUUCGAGUCUCGCGAAAGUGACCAGUCCACCGUGCAGCAACUUGUCCACCGCACCCAGUCCACGAACAGCACCGCAACCGCCGGCCUCACCGCCUCCGCGUCACCCGAGUCCAAGCCCAACUAGUUCCGACAGCGAAGCGGCCCCUCAAUCACCUAGUCUCGAAGAAAGGAUACGGUCCUUAGACGAGAAGUACGAAAAGUGGUCGGGGUCCAGGGCGUUGAGUGCCGCCGGUGGCGAUGCAUUAGCAAAACUCGAUGCAACGGCAUCCGAACGGUUCAGGUUUCGUCACAAGCUUCUCGACCUGGAUUUACACGAAGUACAACCAAGCGACAUCGUGAAAUCGGUUCUUGCCAAGCGGAGUGUGUUCGAUGAAGAUUCGAAGCGUUUGGAGAAUUUCAGCGAAAAGUACGAGCCGAGAGAAUUCACUGGCGUGAUCGGCGUCAGUUCGAUGAUCGGCAGCACGGGCGGCCUCGCCUCGGGUAAAGGUUGCACCAGCAAGGUUUGCCUGCAGUAUCCAUUUCCUAGUCAUCCGCCGGUACAACUGACGAGUAGCUCGACCGUGACUAGUCAAAUCGGCAUGAGCACGUCUCUUUCGUCGAGUUUGACGUUCACGACGACCAUGUCAUCCGUGUUGAAAACGACGGAUCCGAGGGCGGGGGCGCAACACAAUUUUAUGCACCCGACACCGACGACUCCGAUCACACCCGGCACGUCGAUCAAGACUGUAAGCCCCGAAUUACCACCGGUUUCACUACCAAUCGGUCUUGGUAGUGGAACGGCAGCCAGUAGCGGCAUUAGUAGCGGUUUAGCGUCAACUAGUAGUAUUCUUAGCAGCAACGGUAGUCUAAGUAGUGUUCACGCUCCUUUCGGAGCUUCUACCAGCCGAGGAUUGACGUCCGGCACUGCGAUCUCGUCGACACCCACGUCGGUCAUAACAUCUACGGCGUCGUACACUUUUUCGACGCCAAUGACGACGCCAGUCGUCACAACAGCGACGACCACUACGACUUUGACAACACCUGCGACCACACAUGCAACUUCGAUCACGACAACGUCGAGUACUAUAAUGUCUUCGGCGUUGCCGUCCUCAUUGUCAGUUGGUCUUUACCAGGCUUCAAUAUCCACCGCCUCUUCGGUGCUAUCGUCUACCACGUCAUCCUUGAAUUCUUGUACUACGAUUUCUUCCUCUUCAUCGUCAGUGUCCACGUCCGUGGAUAGCUCUCGGUCUCGGUUAAGAAAAGAAAUGAGCAGUAGUGGUAAUCGAGAGUGUAGAGAAUCCAGAGAUAGUAAAGAUAGCAGUAGGGAUUCGAAGUAUGGUAGUAAGACCAAGGAUUGCCAGAAGAAAUCGUCGCGGAAGGAGGACACGGACAUUGAGAGGAGUCGUAAAGACCGCGAGGAGAAGGACAAUUCUUCUUCUAUGGUGAACGACAUUGGCGAUAGUGAUAGUCACACGAGAGAAUUUAAAGAGAACAAGGAGAUGCGUUACGAAAGGAAAGAAAGGGAGGAGAAGGAACGAAGGGAGAAGGAUGAUCGUGAGAGACAAGAGCGAAGAGAAAAGGAGGAUCGCGACAGACAAGAGCGAAAGGAGCGAGAAGAAAGGCGAGAGAAGGACGAGGAAAGACGAGAAAGAGAGAGGCUUGAUAAAGAACGGCAGGAAAAAGACAAGCGUGAAAGAGAAGAGAGAGAACGAGAGAGAAAGGAACGAGAGGACAACGAAGUUAAGGAGAAAGAAAGAAAAGAAAAAGAACGAAUGGAACGCGAGAAACGAGAAAGAGAAGAAAAAGAGCGUCAGGAACGAAGGGAACGAGAGGAACGAGAGAGGAGAGAGCGUGAGGAUCGAGAAAGAAAAGAACGAGAACUUCGUUUGGAGCGAGAGAAACAAGAGAAGGAACGUCUUAAAAAGGAAAGAGAAGAGCAGGAGAGGCGAGAGAAAGAAGAGCGCGACAGAUUAGAACGGGAGAGGCGACGAGAGGAGAAAGAACGAAUCGAGCGAGAGAGGAAACGGGAGAGAGAAGAGAAGGAGCGACUUGAACGGGAACGGAGAAAAGAGAAAGAGAAAGAGGAUCGGGAACGGGCUGAGAAGGAGAAACGUGAUAAAGAGGAAAGGGAGAGACUCGAAAGAGAAAAACAUGAUAGAGAGAAGCGGAGGGAACGAGAGGAUCAAGAGAGGCGAGAGAAAGAAAAGUCAGAACGCGAUAAGAGGAGAGAAAGAGAAGAGAAGGACAAAGAAAAGAGGGAUCGUGAUGAUAGCAGAAGGCAACCCUCCGAGAAUCAUGUACAUCACUCCGUUUCUCAAUCUCAGAAUCAAAUUUCUCCGGCCCCGGUAUCCAUCAAGCGACGAUGUUCCUCACAAGACGGACCGACCGAGGACGAAGCGAAACGUAUGAAGAUUUCCGAUCACAGGAGGGAUAGCAAAGACCGGCCUAGACAAAAUCGAAGAUCCGAGGAUCGCAAACAUCGUAAUGAUUCUCAUAGAUCCAGUCGCGACAGCAGAGAGAGUCGGGACAGCAAAGAGAGUAGUGGUUCCACGCAAGCUCAGGAAAACAGAGAACAAACUCAAAAUGAGGUGAACAGGGAAUCUACGAGAGAAAAUCGGGAGAACAAUCGCGAGAGUGGGAAAGAAAAACAGCGCAGCAAGAGGAGUCGUUCCGAAAAGGAAUCAAGGGAACGAAGUCCGAGAGUAUCUCACGAAUCGGAUAAGGAAUUCCUUUCGCGGAUGGAUGUAUCUAAACGCAAUGAUUCAAACUCGCCGAGUGAACAGACCACCGUGAUUAGUUCGAAUCAUUCGCGCGAGGUGCAACAACAUCACCAGCAACAGUCUUCCUUAAAUUUGCACAGCGAUGUGGAUGACGGCCCAUUGUCUACCCACGAUAUUCAAGUGGCCAGGCAUCCGUCUGCUACUGAUACCGACAGUGAUGAGCCGAAGAAACAUUCAAUAUUCGACAUUGUGGACGAUGAGCCCGCUUACAUCAGCAUGUACGAUAAAGUGAAGGCGCGAUCGACGAAGAAUAUGCAGAAGCUCGAGGAGGAGAAACGACAGGUGCGAUUGAAAGAUAAGUUCUCGCAGCUGAAGCAAAGUCGAGCUAGGCGGGAGGAGAAGAAACAAAGCACGUCGUGGGAUGGUGAUUCGGUGUCGAGCAAAGCACUAACAGAGGACGAGGCUACCUCGGAAUCAGAUUCGGCAAGAGCGAAGUCCCUAUCCAGGAAGAGUUCCAGGUCUCGAAUUCACUCAGAUACCAGCGAAGAAGAAGAAUCGUUCAACAACAAAAUUCGGAAAGCUGUAAAGACUGAGAGAUUCCUGGAGAGCGACGUCGAUCUCGGGUUCGCUGACACCGAAGAAAAACAUAACUCCCUGGAGACUUCGAACGUCGUUGUAAAUAGUGUUCAUCCUAACGUGAAAGAAGAGCCGCGUACCUCGGACGAUGACGAACGUAUCUCUGUUCCCUUCCGUGGCAACCAUCCAGCAAUCGUAGUGAACAACCAUGAACGAGACUCGCGCAAAAAGUCGCACAAGAAGAAACAGAAGCGGCAGAAAAAUUCAUUGUCAACCGAGGAGAGUCUGAAAACGCCCGAAUCAUCUGAAAAUAUCGAGCAUAAGAACAAAUCGAACAUCGUAGCGAGUAACGUGGAAUGUCGACCUAAUCACACGACAGAGUCUAUUAGUGUGUCCACAACCCCAACAUCUGGAGCAACAGCAUUAGAGUCAGAGGAGAGGAUACGAUCUGAUAAGAAACAACGGAAUAAGAAAGACAAGAGGAGAGACAGAAACGGUGACGAUAAAGCAAAGACGAGGAGAAAGAGGCUCAACAGACAGGAGGCGAGAGACUCGCAACGUAUGGAGGACAUCUUUGGCCCAUUGUCCGACGACGUUGAUGACGCUCCUUCCAAUACUUUCUUCAACCGUCUAGGCAAUAUCACAUCGGAGAAUAACACUUACGUCUCCGACAGUGAUGGUGGUCAAAGUCCAGUACUGGAUGUGGAACGAGUCAGGCGAAAGGCAGAGAAGAAACGUCGCCAUCAACCCGAGGACGAGAACAGCGUAGACUUAGCUGAGGCAGGGCGAGAGAUCGAGGCAAAACUAUUAGGUCUGCCUAACUCUCCUAAAUCAGCAGUGGUGUGUACAGAAAGUAACGAUCACGAUGUAUUUCGAUUUACGGAUGAUAACGACAGCGUGGAACCAUCUACGCCGUCGACCAUUCCGGAGAAAGUUAAAGAGAAAAAGAAAAAGAGGAAAAAGUCGAAAGAAGAGCGCAGUCGGAAAGAUUACCAUCAUCACCAUCAUCAUCAUCACCAUCACCACGAGAAGAGUGGUGAAUUACCCUAUUUGGGUGCUGAUCCUAGUCCGCCGAGAGCCAGUAGUCCAUUGGUUCCCAAAACCUUGUCACCUACUCUGCCUACGCCUAGAGAGACUCUAUUAAGUCCCAUUCCAAAGGUUGUGUCCAGCGUUGCAACCGUACCAACGAUCACUCCUCCAGUUGUCAGUGGCGGCGGCAUUCAGUCUGCAAAACCAGAAAAGAAAAAGGAUAAGUUCAUCCCAGGAUUCGGAAUCGAGAUCGACGAAACCAUCCAUGAGAACGCUGUGAAGAGUAUCUCGGAACCGGAGGAACGCGAAACUAGCUGUCAGUCGCGCAGCGGAAGGGAAGAGCCAGAAGUGACCGCGCCAACCACACCACCAGCCCAGACCGAGGAUAAACCACGCGUUGCUAUCUCACAAGAAGAAACCGAAGACGCAGUCGCUGCUUUAUUGGAGGAAACUUUCGGGGGUUCUACUGAAGAUUUCUCGUAUGAGGGUGAGGAGGAAGAUGCGGAAGCGGAAGACGCAGUCGGUGCACCUGCCGAGGCGCCCCAAGAGGACGUUGAGGAGAUGCAACAGGCUGUGGAAAGUCUAAAUGCUUCCACGGGAGAAACCGAAGCAGAUAUGAAACCCGACACUCCUCAGAGCGAACACGAUUUACAAAUAGACACUGAUACGGAGGAAGAUCCAAACUACGAGACUUUCGAUUUGACACAACCACCCAAGACACCAGACAUUCCAUCGUUCUACAAAUCGCCCACGAAGACAGCAAACACGGUCACACCUACUCUGGUCUCGUCCGAAAAGCCCAUUGAAGCGCGUAUCACCGUAAAACCACAGAGUCCGCCGACCACCGUGAUCGCUCACGCAUGGAACUUGAAUGAAAAGCAGCAAGAGGUGGUUAAGACUGUGGACAACGCCGAAACAAACAUCACCGCUGCUAGUCCGGAAAGAAUCGUCUCCCGUGCUUCCACUCCUCCGCUUCCACCGUACAAACAACCGGUUCUCGGUCCUUGUAGCGUACCUAUAACUAGCGAAACGCCUAGAAUAACCGCGGCCAGUCCCAGACCACCACCCAUCGGCGUGCAGUCUUUAUACCAGAAAUUACCUGUAUCACCGCAAUCUCAAAUGGUUCCCAUGCGACAAACUUCUCCGAGAAUGCAGAAUAUUCCCGCGGUUUCCACUUCAGCCUCUUCGAAUCAGACUCCUCUGCCACCAUUGGUUCCAUCCAGGAUGCCACCACUGGUACCAUCUCAAUUGUCGCCGAGGAUCUUACAGCCGUUGUCGCCUAAUGGACAGUGGUCCAGAAAUUCUGCGGUCAGUCCUCAUGUGCCAAGCGUCGGAAAGCCAUCUCCACCACCAGCCAGGAUUGCUGUAAGCGUGCCCAUCUCUGCUCAUAGACCGGAAACACCCACGCAACAAAUAUACUCCACUGCGGCCUCGCAACAACCGGUGAUUCAACACGCUCCUGGUAUGCGGGCACUAGCACCUAGUCACCCCAGAGGAGGUUUACCACCGUUGACAUUAAAUAUUCCGCACCGUCCUUACAUGCCCGUACCACCGCUCGCUCCGGGCGUACAAGUAAAGAGUUCGAGAGAUUCUGCUCUCGGUGGGAAAUCGGUGAUCGAGACGUUGCUCCCGGUGAACCCGAACGAGCCUCCGGAACGUCUGGAAGAGCCAAAAUUAUCUCCAGCUGUUAUUCCAGAGCCAACGAACAAAGCUUCCACUUCUCCGAAGGUUCCUUCGCCUAAUCAGCCGCCCACGUAUAUUCCUGAAACGGCAAAAAUCGAAAUCAACGCCAGCACAUCCAGUCCGGUAUUCGGAAAACCGUCCAGCAUCGCAGAUACCUGUUCCCUAUCGUCUAGAAGUCAGAAACAGAUUUCCGGACCCAUCACAACGGAUACUAAUUUACUCUCGCCUAGACAGAAGCAGGAGAUAUCGAGUCUUCAACUUCUGACCACCCACGUGCCGCGUUCUUCGACACCGAGCCCUGUAAUAGUUCACGGACAAUCUCAUCUUGUUCAUAAAUCAGUGGUUCACAGUAUCGGAGCGUCCACCGGUACGUCAGCUAAUCAACCGCUUAUUAAAACAGUCGUACCGAUAAUUUCUCAACCAAUGACACCAACAGUAACGGUUUCCUUACCAGAAGAGAAGUGCAUCGUCAGUCAGACAUCGCUGCCAUUGAGUAACACUCAAAAACAUUCACCGGUUUCGCAAAGUAGUCAAUUGCCGAAGCCUCACAUACCGUUGGUGUCUACUGUCCCUCAAGCAGCAGUUAUUACCAGGACGAUACCAUCUACAACCUCUACCGUGUCUGCGACACCAGCAAAUGAACAACAGAGUUCGACCGAAUGUCUCGAAUCGCGAUUACCAUCGGAACAAGAACUGGAAGUGGAUUCUGAUACACAAAUAGCGCAAACAGCUCAACCCAUGCAGCUUACUCCGCCUAUUCAACCUACUCAACCGAUGAAUGUCGUGAAGAAGGAACCUCCGGAUGUAAAAGAUGAUAACGUCGUGGUCAAAGAAGAAUUCCCUGAUAGCGAUUCAGAACACUCAUUGGAUCAAUCGAACGCCAGUGUCGAAGCGAAAUCGCCUAAAGCCGAACAACAGGACACGGUGAAAUCAGAGAAACUGACUUGCGUACCAAAAUCCGAACCGGGGGAAGAGUUUGUUCCUAAAAUGGAGAUUGAAACACCAAUUAAAUCCGAAUCUGUAACGAACCUACCUGUUGAGGUAAAAAAGGAGGAAGUCGUUAAGGAGAAUGUUACGGAGCGUUAUGGAAUCAAGGAAGAAGUUGAUGUAGAAGAAGAAUCAACAGAAGAUCCACUAAAAGAACCGAGCACAGAUCCUCUCGCCAUCGACAUGUCUAAGGAAGAUCCAGCGGACAGCAAAGAGGACAGUGAUUACUGGUCUGCGAAAGAGGUGAACAUCGAGAGCGUGAUAAAGAAAGUGGAUGCAUUGUGCGAUGGCGAGGGUAACGAUGGAGAUGAGGAAACGCAACACGGUCAGAAUAUCAGUAACGAAUCGCAAGAGCAAGCUAAGGUGAACGAAUCCGAGUGGUUCAAUGCCGAGGCAACAGAGGCCGACGGUAAAAAGAAUUUCACAGGAAACGAUGAGCAGGACGAGGGCGUGGAGACGUGCGAGAACGAAUCGACGAGGAGUCGCCGUGGAAGGACGAAGAGCAGGCGAGGUAUUGGUAGCCGAGGAGGAGUCACUACUAGACGAAGUAGCAGACACACGACCACUGCCGUGCAUAAACGGGGAAGCAGGGCUUCUAGAGGAAGCAAACAUCACGUGGAGAAAAAUAAAUUGCCAGCUGAUGUAUAUGAGUUCCACGACGACAGCGAAGAGGAUAACGCCGGACGUCCGCGGUUAAUUCUUACGAUUAAAUCACCGGUGCCGAAUCUGGUUGGUUCCAAUGCGCAGCCAGCAACGCCUAUAGCUGCGGUGAAAGAAGUACCACCGGAGGAAUUCGUCUCUCCAGCAUCAAACACGAGAAAAUCUAGGAGAUUAGCUGAAAAGGACGGCAGUAGGAACACUAUCGACGACGUAAUCGAGGAUGUAGUGCGCGGCUCGGCGGUGAAUAAGGGUAUAGUUGGAGGAGCUGCAAGCAAUGUUCAUGCUACUAGAAGAAGCACUAGACACAACAAUUCCCCUCGCAACAUGCAAACCACGGUACAGUUACCAACUGAACCGAGGAAGUCGCCAAGAAGCACGCGUGGUAAAUCAGUACGAAGAACUUCUGAGAACAAUGAUGAUAGCAAUGAAGAGAAAAUCAAGGAAACACAGCCGGCAACCCAAGAACUUCAGAUUAAAGAGGAAAUUGAUCAGCCUAGGGAAGAAACACCGAAGGUGGAGGAAACAAGUCCAUCUGUAAUAUCGUCCACGCAAAAACCUGUCUCUCACGAACCCAUGACAUUAAUAGAUCCAGUGACCGGAAUGUUAAUACCUAUGAGAGAGUCGGAGGAAGGUCAAUACAUUCCGGUUUCUACGUCGUCCGGACAAAUGCAAGCAGUGAGCAGGGCGCCAUGCGAUUUGAGAACCACCCCAGCUGUUAUAGUUAAUGCCAGUUCUAGUGCGAGCGAAGCGUUGCGACCGAAAGCCGUAGCUCCUCAGCCUGAAAAUCUGACUGUUUCUGAAGACGUCAAAAAGGAACCACCCGUAGAAUCGGCACAAAGUCAACAGAUUCAGUCACAAACCAGCGUGAUCACGAAGCCACAGUCUCCAGUAAUUCAAGUCACAUCUAGUAAUGUGCCUGUAACAACUUCUACCACAGUUACAACCAUAGUUACAACAACGGCAGCGAUUCCACAAACGACACCUAUGUGUUCGACCCAAUCGAAACCUACUAGUCUGAAGGCCCAUGUAUUGAACGCCAGUAAAUUGGCUACGCCGGUGCAACAGCCAGUAGUAAUUACGAAAUCACCAGUUUCCAGUGUGCCUACUCCAUCGGUGGUACAGAACAUGGUAAAGCCAACGCAGCCGAUGCAAGGUCUUCAUCUGCAAGUCUCCAGCAACAGAGUGGUAUCUCCGAGUUUGAGUCCUCGCGCGAAACAAGCGCCUCAGAUCAACUCUGUGAAUGGGAAGAAUCAGGGUCAACCUAUGUCACCGGUUCUGAACAACACGGGCACCCCGCCGAAUCCCAAACAACACCUUCUCCAAGCGGCCAAGCAACAGACAUCAGCAAUAGUGAACCUCCCUCAGAAGGUGCCCAUGAACGUUCACCCGACCAAUGUAACUGCACCACCAACACCGAGAAUUCAUCAACCUGUUUCUCAACCGACCACCUUGAAGGCUAUUAACGGACAACCUCAUCCGCAUCCAAAAGCGCAUUUGUUGCAGGCUGUGGUACCACCAAUGGUUACCGGAGCGGUCGCCAGUCCACCAAAUCAGCCGCAUUUGAUAAACCCACCGCCUGCCAGUAUAAGCUGUUCAAGACUUCCGGCACCAAAGCCACCGGUACCGAUGGAACCACCGAAAGUUGAAGUAUCGAUGUCUGGCUGCAUUAUUGUUCCAACUGCGAGCCCUCAGGCACGAGGAGUGCCGAUAUCCAGCUACGAAGGGCCGUUGCAUGGGAGUGCGGGUGCUGCUCCAUCACCAGGGGGUCAAUAUGGACUUGUCCCCCCACAUCGGUCCCAGAGCCCUCCAUUGCCCCCACCUGCCCAUCAUCAUGCUAAUGCUUCUCAGGGUGAUGUUGUGAAUCACUUCGGAGGAUUGACGAGAGGCGCGGAAUUACCACCAGCGCACUACAUACACCCGCAGAUGUUACAGUACCAGUAUCUUCGGGCUCAACAAGAAGUCUUGACCGCUCCUCGUAUAGCUUAUCACAUCCAAGAAACUCGAUCUCCUCACCUGCCGCUGGAUCCAAAAUUGGAGACAGGCAUUGAAGACAGUCACAGUCCUCCUUUAGAAUUGAGGCGCACGAGGACACCGCACGAUCGUACAACCGACAGUCCUCAGGUGGCUCAAGUGUACAUGAUGCAUGGAUCGGUCAGGCUACCACCACCACCACCGCAAUACAAUGCGGGAAGCAAUUCAUCGUUAACCGGUGCACCAGCAGGCGCUAGGACUAACUUCUACGAACCUCCGCCGGCGCAUUUGCGUUCACCAUAUCCGAUCGCUGCCAGCGAAGCGCCGAGCGACCGAGCUAUCACUCCGGAUAGACCUAGAAAACAUCAAGUGGUCACGCCGCCCCACGCUGCUCAAAUACCACCGCAAGCAGACUCAUUCCAGAUGUUGCUGCAACGUUACCCUGUCAUGUGGCAAGGAUUGCUGGCGCUUAAGAACGACCAAGCGGCUGUGCAAAUGCAUUUCGUCUUCGGUAAUCCCAACGUGGCGAGGGACAGCCUACCGUGCAACAGCGAUGGCUCUACUCCACCCUUGAGAAUCGCACAAAGAAUGAGACUAGAACAAACUCAGGUCGAGGGAGUGGCGAGAAAGAUGCAGAUGGACAACGAACACUGUAUGUUACUCGCACUUCCUUGCGGUCGAGACGAAGUAGACGUAUUACAACAGAGUAAAAAUCUUCAAACUGGAUUUAUCAUGUACCUACAGCAAAAACAGGCAGCUGGAAUUGUCAACAUUGCAGCACCAGGAUCUCAACAGCCUGCAUACGUAGUCCACAUAUUCCCAUCUUGUGAUUUCGCGAACGAAAGUUUGGCGCGAAUCGCACCAGACUUGUUGCAUCGCGUUGCGAAGAUUGCUCACCUCCUCAUCGUCAUCGCCACAGUUUGAGGCCAGCCAGUGGUCUACUGGAUUACAUUCUAUCUCACAUACUUCUCGCCUUCACGCACUUGUAGGACGCUUCGCAUGUGGCAUGAAGCCUGGAGUGUCCCCACCGACGAAGUGCUGCCGCGUAUCGUACAACAAAAAGCGAUCAGGAGAGUAUUACACCCGAGGGGGAGAAAUGUUUCUCCUCUGGAGUUCUGUCAGUGACAAUCAAACAGAUUCUUCGGCGAGAUAAUGCCGAUUUUCUUAUGAUCGAUAGGCCUAAAACAUAGGUACGGGGUUGUGUGCCGUAGAAAGGCUAGCACGGUCAAUGUGCGAACAUCACCGAGCGUGCCUUUCUGCCUCGAUUUAAUUCGCGACCGCGAAUUCCGUUCCUGAUGGUUCGCAGCUCGCUACCCACUGACAACGUUUGUGAGAUCGACCGACGUCACUCUUGGUCUUUCUGACAAGCGGCUCAGGCAUAACCUCAGCCCUUAGUGAAGACCAUCGAUUCGUUUAAAAAUAAAAACACACGCGAUGUCCACAUUGUGAAAGGAAGAUUGAAGAAAGAAAGUUAAAUGAAAAAAAGAAAAAGGAAAAAAUGAAGUUUCCGAAGAAAACUCACACUCGUCCCUCCUUUAGAAAAAAAACAAUAAAGAUAAAUACCUACCGUUGCUCUAGAUGGACAGUCGAUUUCGUAAUUAAGAGAAUAGACGAUGAAGAUUAAGCAAGAAAUAAUAAUAAAACUAAUGUACCCUACCACUAUAAUAUACAUGAGCUAUUUUAAGUAAGCUUAGACAUUAAUGACACUGUAUAAAUUAUAAGCGAGCCAGCAAGGGCAUAACUACUGUGAUUUUAAUUAUUUAACGAUAUAUAUCUGCGUAAAGACGAAGAAAACAAAAAUAAAAACAUUGUAAAAUCGGAAAGACCGAGUAUCGGUCCGCGCGGUAUGUGAUGUGUUUUUUGUAUAAUACUGCUCUAUAUAAAUACCUAUGUAUUAUAUUAACUGUAACAAUAGUUGCUGCUGCCGCUGAUUGCUGCUGCCGGUCGUGUCGAACUAGAAAGUAAAGUUACGGUUUAGACCUCUAGUGAUAGGGGAAAAAGUGCGAAAGAAUUAAAAGAAUAGCGUUUA
Messenger RNA from Ceratina calcarata, 16227 nucleotides. Its product is annotated as protein split ends. Gene Ontology annotation, molecular function: RNA binding. Lineage: Eukaryota; Metazoa; Arthropoda; Insecta; Hymenoptera; Apidae. The record is from RefSeq and is a predicted model, not a curated record. The coding region runs from base 1359 to 15122 and encodes 4587 amino acids. The transcript is spliced from 13 exons.